This is a messenger RNA of Rotaria sp. Silwood1, 1383 nucleotides long. Lineage: Eukaryota; Metazoa; Rotifera; Eurotatoria; Philodinida; Philodinidae. The record is from the annotation of a GenBank genome assembly.
AUGGAGGGUACAUUAUUUAAAUGGACGAAUUAUUAUAAUGGAUGGCAACCUCGUUAUUUUGUAUUAAAUGAAACAGGUAUUCUUUCAUAUUACAAAUCAAGUGAAUUAAUUCAUGAAGGAUGUAAAGGUUCAUGUUUAGUACCUGUUUGUGAACUUAAAGUUCAUCCAAAUGAUCCAUUACGUUUUGAUUUAAUUAUACCAGGUGAAUUAUUUCUUUGUUUAAAAGCUAAAUCACAACCUGAACGACAACGUUGGCUUGUUGCUUUGGGAACAUGUAAAUCACGAGGAACUAAAUCUACAACAUCAACAACAACUAUUUCAAAUAAUAACAAUAAUAAUAAUAAUAAUAAUAACAAUGCUACACCUUCAAUAUUGAUUUCACAGGCAAAUGUAAUUGAUAAUGAACUUAAAAUAAAAGUUCAAGAAUUACGUCUUUAUGAAACUGUUCUUACACAACGUAUACAUGCUAUUAAAUCAAUUGCAAAUGAUACACCAAUACCUGAUGUUCAAAAAUUAGAUGAAUCAACAUCAAUGUUGAGUGUAACAUGUGAUGCAUUUAUUCAUACACUUGAUGAAUGUGUUAAAUUAGCAACUGGUGAUUCAUCUCAAUCAUUACUUUUACUUUCUCAAUCAUUAUCAACAAUUCCUGAUGAUAUAUCAACAUAUCAACAAUCAUUUUUUCAAAUUGAUUCUCCUAAAUCAACAAAUUCAACAACAACAAUUUUACCAAAACAAUUUUUUUAUAAAACAUUUUUUUCUCAACUACCUUUUACAUUUGCUAAAUUAAUUUCAUUAGAAUUUAAAGAUAUUCAUUCUGAACUUUUUCUUUCGACAUGUGAACAAUAUCUUCAUAUGAUUGAUAAAUUCAAUAGUAAAACAUUUAUUCCAUUACGUGCAGAUGCCAAUGGCAAUAUUAGUAAAUUAAGAAGAAAAAUUAGUAAUGAUCCAAAUAAAUUUCAAACAUUAUAUUCGAUUGUUAAUGAUGAAAUAAUUGCUAAAACCACAAAAGAAAAAAAUUCAGCUACUGAUGCACUUCUUUGGCUUAAAAGAAGUGUUCAUUUUCUUGGAUGUUUUCUUUGUGAAUUUGGUCAAGGAGAUAAAACUGUUGAAGAUGCUAUCAAUAAAGCAUAUGGACAAACAUUAAAACGUUUUCAUGGAUGGAUUACACGAGGUGUUUUUUCAAUUGCACUUCGUUCAGCUCCUUACAAAGAAGAUUUUCUUGUAUCACUGGCUAUAGAUUCGAAUGAUGCUCGAGAAGUUCUUUUUGAACAACAGAUAUUGAAUGAAAUGAUUGAACAUGGUUCAAAUAUAAAUAUUGUUUUAAAUAAAAUAACAGAGUUUUAUAUUGAAAAUGAACUUGAAUCAGAUGAAAUUAUUGGAUGA